CGGAAACGAGCCUAAAAGGCCACCACGGGUGGUUUUGCAGUCGACUUACCGUUGAGCGCUGCGGAUUUGCCUUCAGUUUCCGCCAUGACGUCCGUGAAGGCGAGUCUGUUACACACGUCAAAGGAGGGCAAAGUCAUCCAGUACUGGAGGCAGUGCGCCGCGUGGCUCAUCGGCUGCAAGGUGCUGCCGGUCAACCAUCGCGUCACGGCGGACACGGCGCAAGUGUUCGACCUGGCGCAGACGCUCCGCGACGGCGUGCUGCUUUGCCAGCUGCUCAACAACCUCAGGCCGCGCAGUAUCGACCUGAAACACAUCAACCUCAGGCCGCAGAUGUCCCAGUUCAUGUGCUUGAAGAACAUACGCACCUUCCUGACGUGCUGCUGCGACGUGUUUGGCAUAAAGAAAAGCGACCUGUUCGACGCCUUUGACCUGUUUGACGUGCGCGACUUCGGAAAGGUGAUGGACACUCUAUCCAAGCUCUCGUAUACAGCAAUAGCACAGCAAGGAGGAUUCAAGCCUUUCCCCACAGAGGAGAGUCUAAAGGACGAGGAUAUUUACAAUCACCUGGAAGACCUGAUUGAUGAAAAUGCUUUGGAGAAUGAGGAGGAUUUGUAUGCAGCGGUGUACAGCCUGGAAGAAGACUAUGUAGGCGGAGAGAUUUAUGAAGACCUCAUGAGGACCGAGCAGCAGAAGCAGGUCGAGAUGUCAGAUGUUCGCAGCUGCUGCCUCUCCGAGAUCAAGCAGACGGAGGAGAAGUACACGGAGACGCUGGAAUCCAUCGAGAAGUAUUUCCUCAACCCGCUCAAGAAGUUUUUCUCCGUGGCCGAAAUCGACCAAGUGUUUGUCAACAUCCCAGACUUGGUGAGGGUUCACAAGAGCCUAAUGGCGGACAUUCAGGAUUCCAUCCUCAACAAGAACGCUUUAAAUCUCUACCAGAUCUUCAUCAACUACAAAGAGAGACUUCUCAUCUACGGUGUCUACUGCAGCCGCGUGGAGAUUGCCAUUGCCGUGCUGGACCUCAUCUGCAAGGAGAAGGAAGACGUCCGGCUCAAGCUGGAGGACUGUUCCAAGAGGGCCAACAACGGCAAGUUUACCCUGCGGGACCUGCUGGUGGUCCCCAUGCAGAGGGUCCUCAAGUACCACCUUCUGCUCCAGGAGCUGCUGAAGCACACUCACGACACCGCGGACAACAGCAACCUGAAGGUGGCGCUGGAAGCCAUGAAAGACCUGGCUCAGUUUGUCAAUGAGGUGAAGAGAGACAACGAGACUCUACGCGAGAUGGACCAGUACCAGCGCUCCAUCGAGAACCUGAAUCAGCCUCUAAUGCGCUACGGUCGCCCGCGAGGGGACGGAGAGGUUCGCAUGGUGUCCAACUUUGACCGCAGGAAACUGGACAGACACCUGUUCCUGUUCGACGUGGCCGCCGUGGUGUGCAAGCGACGCGGCGACAAUUACGAGAUGAAGAACGUGCUCGACCUCAACGUCUUCAAGAUCACCGACAACCCCGUGUCGGACAAAGAGGGCAAGAAGUGGUGUUACGGCUUCUACGUGACACACCAGCAAGGUCACAUGGGCUUUGAGCUCUUCUUCAAGACCAAAGAGCUGAAGAAGAAAUGGCUGGAUCAGUUUGAAAUGGCUGUAUCUAACAUCCGACCGGAGUUGGCCAAGCACAACGGUCACCAGUUCAAGAUGCACACCUUUGACAGAAUCUCCUCGUGCAGCUUCUGUCACCUGCUGCUCAGGGGCGUCUUCAACCAGGGCUACAUCUGUUUCAAAUGUGCGCUGGCUGUCCACAAGGAGUGCCUGGGUCAGCUGGGACUCUGCAGGAGCAUGGAGUCAUCCAAGCAUCGCUCCAAGGUCACGCUGAUCCCAUCUUCCAUGUCUCCUCAGGAAGGCGCAACACCUUCAGACCCAGGUCUUCCCAGGAUGCUGGUGAUCCGAGACUACGACGGCGCCCCCUCCCCGCCGUGCGGACUCCCGCUGUGUGCCCGCGUGGGCGACGUGAUCGAGCUGAUGUUCGCCAACCUGCACAGCUCCUGGUGGCAGGGCAGAAUCCCGGCGAGCGGCAAGAUUGGCUUCUUUCCCAGUGACGCCGUGAGGCCUUACCCCUGCCUACCCAAGCCUGUCGAUUACUCCGCACAACUUUGGUUCGCAGGACCCAUGGAGAGGUGCCAGGCUGAGGAGGAGCUCCAAGACCGCGGGAACAGCACCUAUCUGGUUCGGCAUCGGAGGAAAGAGUGCACAGAGUACGCCAUUAGUAUAAAGUUCAGCGACAGAGUCAAGCACAUUAAGAUUCUGACCAAGGACGGCUGCUUUUACAUCGCCGAGAGCCGACUCUUCAAAACGCUGCUGGACCUGGUGGAGUAUUACAAGCAGCACUCUUUAAAAGAAGGCUUCAGCAGCCUCGACACCAAUCUGCGCGUCCCUUACCGGGAAUGCUCCGACGGGAACUCGCCUUGGGCUAUUAGCAAGACUGGCAGCGUCGCUCCUGGUGGUUGCAGCUUUGUUCCUCCCUCCUCCUCUCCUUUCUGGUCAGUGUUUUCUCCAAAGGCGGUGGCCGUGGCCGUUGCUCGCUACGACUUCAGCGCCAGAGAUUCUUGGGAGCUGUCUCUACUGCAAGGAGACAUGGUCAACAUCUACACCAAGACGUCCAACGGCUGGUGGAAGGGGGAGGUGGCGGGCAAGGUGGGUUGGUUUCCUUACACCUACGUAGAAGAGGUGGACUGACUCAGCCGGGUGACGGAUGUCCCGUCCAUGUGACCCUGACGCUGUGUCACCCCCCCGGCACGCCACAUCUCUUUGAUGGCGCUGGGAAAAAUUCAACAGGAAGGGUCCGCACCCUCUCAAACCUUCACCUGCCUAACACCCGCUGACAGGACUCUUAUGCAAAGCACAUGUCAAGUCACAGAUUCGCAUCUAGACCCCUCCCUUCGCUCACAUACCCCCACACUUCUUCAGUCCCCUUCCUUCCCCGACUCACCUUGUCUUAUUAUUGAUGACUCGGUUGGCUGGUGUGAAAGUUGCCCUGGCUGUCGUCAUGUUGCGUUAGCGGGGAAGGCUCAGUCAGCCGGCUGGAAGGCAGGCACGUCCGGCUACCACGCGCCACCAGGCUGAAGCUGGAACUCACUUGUGUUCACAAGUCAUGUAAAUAAACGAUUAUUUAAUUGA
Molecule: messenger RNA, 3168 nt
Organism: Phyllopteryx taeniolatus (common seadragon)
Lineage: Eukaryota; Metazoa; Chordata; Actinopteri; Syngnathiformes; Syngnathidae
Product: guanine nucleotide exchange factor VAV3-like
Exons: 29
Coding region: 85-2727 (880 amino acids)
Biological process (GO): intracellular signal transduction; cell migration; regulation of GTPase activity
Cellular component (GO): cytoplasm; plasma membrane
Molecular function (GO): protein binding; guanyl-nucleotide exchange factor activity
Source: RefSeq, a predicted model, not a curated record